This is a messenger RNA of Coffea eugenioides, 621 nucleotides long. RefSeq names its product trihydrophobin-like. The transcript is spliced from 3 exons. Bases 1 to 621 code for a protein of 206 amino acids. Lineage: Eukaryota; Viridiplantae; Streptophyta; Magnoliopsida; Gentianales; Rubiaceae. The record is from RefSeq and is a predicted model, not a curated record.
AUGGGUGCUGAUAAUGGGGGUGAUGGUAGUGGUAAUGGGGGUAGGGCUGAUGGAUGGUUUGAGAGCAGAAGAAGGCUCUACUGUAACAAGGCUGUGAAUGGAGGUUCAACUGAAACUAGUAGAGUCAAUGGUGGUGUGAAUGAGUCUUCUGGUGGUUGUGGGGCUGGUGGUCUGGGUGUGAAUGGGUCUUCCUGUAGUGGUGGUAGCGAGGCUGUUGGUGUGAAGGGGAGUUGUAGUGGGGCUAUCCAUAGAGUGAAGGCUGGUGCUGGUGGGCGAGGAGUGGUAGCAAUGGGGGAGCUAAUGGGGGUAGGCGUAAUCAUAGUAGUAAUGGUAACAUGGGUGCUGAUAAUGGGGGUGAUGGAGAUGUAUCGUGUCAUUCGAACUUGCAGCAGAAGAUGGCUCUACUGUAACAAAGCUGUGAAUGGAGGUUCAACUGAAACUAGUAGAGUCAAUGGUGGUGUGAAUGAGUCUUCUGGUGGUUGUGGGGCUGGUGGUCUGGGUGUGAAUGGGUCUUCCUGUAGUGGUAGCGAGGCUGUUGGUGUGAAGGGGAGUUCUAGUGAGGCUAUCCAUAGAGUGAAGGCUGGUGCUGGUGGGCGAGGAGUGGUAGCAAUGGGGAGCUAA